AUGGCUCGAGAUGAAGUGCAGCGCUUCAUUGGAGCAAGGGACUUGACUGUGCUCGAAGGUCGUCCUCUGGUGUUUGAGAAGAACUCUGCUUUCAAAAGCUACCUGUGCUGCAAUGGGCAGAUAGCAAAUCUGGCUACUUGGUGCAUCCCAGCUUGCUUCUGUCCGGUUGGCACAUUCUGUCCAGGCCGGUUGUAUGAGCACUUCAGCUUACAGCUAGGUGCAGACUCCUUGAAGUACUCCACAGCUACCAAUGACUGCUGCUGUCACAUUGCCUACGAGCAGAAGACUGUGCCCUUGGACAAAAUCCAGGAUGUGGAGCUGCAAACAGAUUGCCUGCUCAGCUGUUUCGACUUGAAAAAGAUCGCCGUCCAGACAGCAGGGCAGGGCGGCCCCGGCGCCGAGGUCCAGGCGGCUUUCCUGACUGCCCCAGAGGAGGUCCGUGACGCCAUCCAGCUGGCAGUCAAGUGCCACCGCGAGGCACCCACUACCGCCCCCCAGCAGCAAGCCGGCAUGCUCCGGGGGCCAGCCGCCGCCAAAAAUAUGCUGCAGCGGCUGCAGGGUUUGGAUCAGCUGGUGAAGCGGGGAGUGCUGACGCAUGAGGAAGCCGGACGGCUUCGGACGCCGGUGCUGGUGGCGGAUUCGGACCCCACGCAGCGGCUAGUGGAGGUGGCGGAGCUGGCUGAUACGCAGGUCAUUUCGCGGGAGGAGUUCGGGGAAGUCAAAGCCGCGCUGCUGGCGCAGAUCAUGAGGGCUUAG
Molecule: messenger RNA, 756 nt
Organism: Klebsormidium nitens
Lineage: Eukaryota; Viridiplantae; Streptophyta; Klebsormidiophyceae; Klebsormidiales; Klebsormidiaceae
Source: the annotation of a GenBank genome assembly